Molecule: messenger RNA, 1626 nt
Organism: Aedes albopictus (Asian tiger mosquito)
Lineage: Eukaryota; Metazoa; Arthropoda; Insecta; Diptera; Culicidae
Gene: Dus2
Product: tRNA-dihydrouridine(20) synthase [NAD(P)+]-like
Exons: 5
Coding region: 90-1475 (461 amino acids)
Biological process (GO): tRNA dihydrouridine synthesis
Cellular component (GO): cytoplasm
Molecular function (GO): tRNA binding; tRNA dihydrouridine synthase activity
Source: RefSeq, a predicted model, not a curated record
UUUUGAACGUUCCCUUUCGUUGUCGUGAUUUUGUUUCAUCAAUUUCGGGCUGAAUUCUUAAUUUCAGCGGGACCGGGAAUACCCCAGCCAUGAAGCAAACAUUGGACUAUGCGAAUAAAGUGAUCCUGGCACCCAUGGUCCGAGUGGGAACGCUGCCAAUGCGUUUGCUAGCGCUGUCGUUCGGAGCCGACAUCGUCUACUCGGAGGAAAUCAUCGACUGGAAGCUGCUCAAGUCGGAACGAAGGGUGAACGAUGUUCUAAAGACAGUGGACUAUGUCGACAAAACGGACGGAACCAUCAUAUUUCGAACGUGCGAAAAGGAAAAGGGGAAAGUGGUACUUCAGCUUGGAACGGCCAACGCAGAGAGGGCUUUGCAGGUGGGAUUGAAACUGCAGGGCGACAUUGCUGCUCUGGACGUGAACAUGGGUUGCCCGAAGGAUUUCUCCAUCAAGGGUGGCAUGGGUGUGGCCUUGCUGUACGAUCUGGAGCGGGCCAAAGGAAUCCUGAAGACGCUGGUGGAUAAUCUGAACAUUCCGGUCACGUGUAAGAUUAGAAUAAUGCCCGAGUUGGAGGACACAAUAAGAACCGUGCAGGAGCUGGAAUCAACCGGUAUUGCGGCGAUAGCAGUGCACGGACGGACAAAAAUUGAACGACCUCGACAUCCGGUGCAUCCAGACGUGAUUCGGGAAGUGGCCAAGGUAGCAAAAAUCCCGGUCAUUGCGAACGGAGGCUCACAGGAGAUGAACAAGCGGUCCGAUAUCCUUAAGUUCCGGGAUGCUUGCGGGGCUUCCAGUGUCAUGGUAGCGAGAGCCGCCCAGUGGAAUUGUUCCAUUUUCCGUGCCGAAGGCCAGUUGCCCAUUGAGGAAAUCAUCGAUCGAUACCUCCGGCUGGCAAUAGAGUACGACAACCCUCCCUCGAAUACCAAGUAUUGCGUCCAAAUGAUUCUAAGAGAUUUGCAAGAAUCGGAGAAAGGACGAAAGUUUUUGGAUAGUCAAACGUUGGAGCAAAUUUGUGACGUGUUCAGCCUGGGGCAAUACUGUAGAGCAAAGCAGCUUGAGUAUCACAAUGCUGGCAUUCAGGGACGGAGACAAGCUGCACCCCAGAGAGACGAUAACGAACAAGAUGAAAAUUGUCCCUCCAAGAAGGCCAAAGUAGAAAACAACGGUAUUGGCGAAGAAGUGAUACAGCACAACAUCAGUUUCAUCCGGGUGAACUAUAACGAUGAUGUAGAGCUACCCAAAAGUAAGCUGUACCUGUACACGGUGCGGAACAACCUGAAGCUGCCAAAGUACGAAGUGAUACACAAGGACAAACUGUUCCGAGCCAUCGUCCAAGUCGGCGACGGCAAAUACAGCAGUUCGUUUUGGGAGAAAAGUAAAAAGUAUGCGGAACAAUCUGCCGCACUUACCAGCCUACUUCAUCUGGGCAUUGUCAGUAGGGAAAAACUAAUCGAAAAUGGAUCCAUGAUAGGAUGAGUUCAGUUUAGUUAGAGGCAUAAGAUGCAAAAUCGAAAUUUUAUUUCCAUGAGAUUCUGUUAAGUUUGGUUUACAUAACUGUAAAUAUGUAGCAUACAGAUGAGUUUAACUAGUAAAAAGCUUAAACAAUCAAGACAAACUGUAAACUGAA